Molecule: messenger RNA, 2088 nt
Organism: Closterium sp. NIES-67
Lineage: Eukaryota; Viridiplantae; Streptophyta; Zygnematophyceae; Desmidiales; Closteriaceae
Source: the annotation of a GenBank genome assembly
UCUGAACGUUGGCGACGAUUGCACAACCAGCGCUCUGCAAUUCCCUUCCUCUUGCAGUCAUGAGACGGGCUGCUUCUUUUCUGCGGGAAUUUCGCCCUGGUCUCGCUCGGCACGCAUCACCUCGCACCACCAUGGUGGCCCCACCGCAAUUCACCCAGCUCGCAUCAUGACUUGCCUACCCACAAGUCGUGCUGCUAAAUCGCCCUUCCCUUCCGUCCCCUGCUCUGCCGCUGAAAUCGAGGGAUAGUUAGGACCACUGGCUCCUGCGACGCUGCCGUCAUCGAUCGGUGAGCGAUGGAUGUGUUGGGCAUCGUAGCAGGCGCGCCAGUCAAUAGGAUCUCCGUGAGAAAAGUCUAGGAGCUCAUCCCUAGGAGGCCAGUCUCGUUGCACUACCUCCCACCACAAGGUCUUUCCCCCCCCGUCGCCGGACCACAUCACGCGCUCUUCCGCAUUCGCCGCACGGGCCACCCCGCAAAACUCGUGAGUCGCGGCCAUCGGAAGGCGAGCCGCGCGCCAUGUCGACCAUGACUAUGGCCAUGGAGCCCGUGCCGCCACCCCCGCACAGCUCGGGCGCCAUGGCGCACGCGCGCUUGGUGCGCGAGGACAGCAUGGACCGCGUGCACCACCUGGCGUCGCACCGGCCCGUGCUGCAUCGCCGCCACUCGCACAACCACUCGCGCCAGUCGCCCAAGUCGCUGCUGCACUCCAAGCCCGCCUCCGCCGCGCACCGCCUCGUCUUCAUGCGCGCCCACAAGCAGGGCUCGCCGUCGCACACCCUGUCGCACGGCAGCCCCACUGCCGUCGCGUCACGCGGCGACAGCAGCAGCGUCGGCAUCGGCACGCCGCAGCCGCCCCAUCACAGCCGGCCCGCGGACAAGCCGCCGCAGGGGUCGUCGCAGAGCGCGGAGCCGACGCCGCACAAGGAGAUCCGCCGGCAGCACAGCUGGCCGCUGCCGCCGCACCCCGCGGCGUCGGAGGCGACGGCGCCCGCGACGACGGCGACGCCGGGUGCGACGGUCACGACCGUGCAGCGGGCGGCGCCGGCGUCGUCGGUACUGCGGCAGCCGGCUUGCUCGAUGGCGGAGUGCAGCGCGCGCGGAGGGGCGAGGGCGCGGUGGGACGAGGAGGAGGAGGAGGAGGAGGUGUCGUCGUGGGCGUCGUCCGUGGAGGAGAAGCCGCUAACGACGGCCGCCGUGCACGUGGGCGAUAACCGCAAGUACGACAUCGUCGCCGUCGGCUUCUGGCUGGCGGCGCUGCAGCAGGGGUGCUCGCUGGUGAAGCAGAGCCGGCGCCGGCCCGGCAGAACGAAGCAGCGCACGUACUUCGUCUACGUCGAGCGCACCGGCGCGAUUCGCCUGCAGUGGGACAAGCCUCGCCUCUUCUCCAUGGGCACGUCCGCCCCGGUGCAUCUGUACGGCACGGAGGCGACGGACGCAGGCGCGCUGGAGUUCCGCAUGUACACGUCGGAGGGGCAGAUCAUGAUGCGCGCGCACACGGACGAGUGGUUCCAGAUCUGGGUCAAGGGCAUGCGCUCCAUCAUCGAAUACGCCAAAGUGCUCUCCUGGACCCUGCAGCUCUAGCACCUCUCCAUCCCUUCUCGCACCCCUGCCGCCGUGCCUUCGCCCAAUAUACGGGCUCCCCCUCUCUUACACUCCCAGCCCUGCUCUCGUGGCCUGGUCUCUCGCCCUUAUCACCAUGGGUCCGCUCGGCUCGCCUGUUCCGCUUCAGCCCGACCUGGCUGACAGGAGAAGUGAAUACUGCGAGCAUUGGCAUGGCAGUACAAGUACACAAGAACACCAUUAGCGGCCACAUAGCGAGUUCCGACCAGACUAGCAAUUUUCACGUCAAAGAUCAGCUUUGCUUAUUCUUGUUGCGUGUAGCUUCAUUCUGAAGUGUCCUCAUGUACAGAUUGAGCUCCUUCCUCCCCUCCCCACCCCACCCCAACCCUAGUUUCAACCCUCUGUCUGAUCUUAGAGCUCAUACACAAGAGGGAUAUACCGCUUGAGUGAUCAUUCCUAUUGAAGUAAACCACUUGUUUAGGGUGGUCAGUUGUCGUUAUAUAUUAUAUAAUAUAAUCCCCAAGAUAUA